AUGGUCUCGGCAGUGAUUCUAUUUUUCCUAAAAAGUGGAACUUGUAAAACAGACAAGGAUGUCUCAAUUAACUUACCAAGAUCCUCUCGGUUGUUCGAGAGCGGAAAUCAAUGUAGAAGUGACUUUGGCCAUUCUGGUUUGCCUUGCUUUGCUUCCAUAUUUGGUAAUGUACUGGUUGUUUACGUUAUUAAUAAAUAUUCCUGGAUGCAAAUAGUAACCAAUAUUUGUAUUUACAACCUAGCACUGACUGAUAUAUCUAUGGCCACCCGGAAAAUGCCGUUCUGGGUAGUGAGCUUGUAUACGGGAAUUUGGAAUUUGAGCAAGGAGUGGUGUGAGGUUUCUGCAUUGAUUCAAGGAGUCAUGGGCAUGGCUUCCAUUCUAAACAUGGGCUUAAUUGCUCCGAAUCGAUAUAUGAGAGUCCUACUCGCUACGCCCCCAUUCUACGGAUGGGGAAAAAUACAUUAUGACGAACAAUUUUCUGUUUGUACCUACGACUGGCGGGGAGGACACCUUUCCUACACCAUUAUGGUUAUAGGUGAGCUAAUAAGGAUGAUAGCAAUCGCGAUAGUGUAUUUUUAUUAUCAAGUUUUCAAAAAGGUGAAAGAGAGCACGAAAAAUCUUAACGCCAAUGGCGGGCAAAAUGGAAUUGGUGUUCAUACUAAUCCCCAAGAAUUGGAUACAGCUGUUAUCUACCUGAUGUUCUCAAGUAGUGUGGUAAAUCCGAUAUUAUAUGGAGUAAUGAAUCCGCAAUUUAAGGAGGCCUUCAAGAAAACAUUGGUGUGUGGACGCAUUUAUGGUGGCGAAAUAACAAAUCAGAUUAACAGAGGGAGCGUGGCAAUAAUGGUGCGUCGGAUUGAUAUGAACAGUAAUGAUACUGCACUAGUAUCGCAGAGAUACAAGUGGAACCGCGACGGUGGAUCGAACAAAGUGAAUGCUAUAAUGCAAGAUUUGUUACACGGAUUUUCUUUGACAUCACCUUUAUCCGAGGUUUCCGAUAUUUCGUAA
Stylophora pistillata is the source of this 1005-nucleotide messenger RNA. Its product is annotated as visual pigment-like receptor peropsin. The record is from RefSeq and is a predicted model, not a curated record. Lineage: Eukaryota; Metazoa; Cnidaria; Anthozoa; Scleractinia; Pocilloporidae.